AUGCUUCGCAUUUUAGGAAGCACAACCGGAAAUUUCACGUCUACUUUAGCUAGAGUAUAAAAGUCGUUAUUUUUGCUAUCCCGUUUGGAGAAUCAAUCCAGGAAGCGAAAAAAGGAGGCCGCUUAUUUCCCGCCAUUUAGGAUUCGACGAACUGCGAGGAGGAACGAGGGAUCCGUUGUCGUUCGCGCCAAUUUAAAUGCUAUAUUUAAUCAUCCAAUGUAUUGAUAUCUGGGCCCUUUGAACACUUCCGAAUACCUGUACUGCUCGGGAGUUGAAGACAGCGACUUUUCCUGUUGUACUUCAGAUUUUUAUCUCGACAGAUGGCGGACAGCGCCGGAAAGGUUAAGACCAGGCCAGCACAAAGUGCAAGACAGACAACAUUGGUUGUUAAUUUAUCAAACAAGAUGCAUCUGAGAACUCUGGUUGUGUUUUGCCUCGGCGUCGCUGGCACACUUGCCAGCCGAACCUGUGAGCCGAUCAGGAUUCCACUUUGUCAAAAGCACUUGCCCUACAACAUGACGAUGUUUCCAAAUGCCCUCGAGCAGCUCUCCCAGCAGUAUGCCCGACAAAAGAUCGACCUUUUUCGUGCAAUCGUCGCUAUUAACUGCUCGAAAGAGGCUGGCUUCUUCCUUUGCUCUUAUCAUUUGCCAAUUUGCGCUCCUGAGUUUAAAUCCAAGCCAAUCCGACCUUGCAGGUCGGUUUGUGAAAAAGUCAUGGCGGAUUGCUUAGCCACCAUUCGCAGAUACAAGCGCAAGUGGCCGGAAGACGUCGUUUGCAAAGACCUGCCUUCUUACGAAAGCGACGUCUGCGUAACACCUGCCUCUUUCGUCAAAUCUGGUGAGCCAAAUAGAGUUUUUAUGUUUUAUUUUGUUUGCCUGUAGUUGUAAGAAUUAGUUACUAAAACCGUUUCGCAGAGAUUCUUUAGAUAAACUAAGCGUUUUUUUCAAGUAGAUAAGUCAUUCCCAUAACAUCACGUUUCCUUGGGAUUUGCGAUAGCUAAUGACCUUUAGCAGCUUUAAACUAGAUUCGUGUCUAGGACGAUUUUAUACGAUUUUUUUAUUUCAGCAUUCAGUCCAUCAGAGCUGAUCUCGUUAAGAAAUACUAUCGGUUUGCUUUUACCUAAUCAAUAAUAAUAAUAAUAAAAAUUCGCAUUUGUCGGUAGCGUGCUAACAGGCACUUAGGUGCAAAGCGGGGGUGCAAGCUAAUUCUAAAUUGUGACUUUUAACCUCUCAUUCGGUAACAGCUAUCUUAAAAACUAUCUUUCUCGGCUUGUGGGAUGUUCAACUGAUUUCAAGUCAUUACGGAAUUGGCAAGCGUUUUAAGAUUGUAUGGAACUACGAAUGAAAGACGCGCCCGCCUAGAUAUUUAGCGUUGAAUUUUUUCUGCACCGCCGAGAGAAGUAAUUCUCUUGGGUGUAUUUUUUAACUCGAUUUAGCGGAUAACCAAAAACCUCAAUCAAUUGGAAUCAUAUACAGUACUUAAUCCUGUGUAAAGAGACCAAACUUUCCAAUUAGAUGACAGGAAAUUAAACUCUCCCUUUCCUUAAAUUAACUAAAGUGCGAAUGAAUUUUGCGGUUGUAACCCAUUUGUUGUGGAUUGCAGUUGAUUCACUAAGAGCUGCCAGCUUAUUUUUAAUCCCAGAUUGAAUCCGUUUUUCGACAUCUGAACUGCGUCCAUAAAUUUCGUUCACUGUUUGUUAGAAUUAUCAGUGUUGUACAGUAGAAACGUUUUGCACAUACAUGGCCUGGAUGUUUCUUGUGUUGUUUUUUCCAUACUUUUUGCAGUCUUGUCAUAUCAAAUAUUGCAGAAAUGCAUAUAUGCUGUUUGCCAAUCUAAGCAUCAAAGCUUAUUACUUCAGAGGUAAAUUCUUUUGUGCUUGAGUUUCAAAACAGUUUCUUUAAAAGUCCACAAAAGGAAAGGUUAAAGUUAAGGGCUUUCCUAAAUAUAUUUAUAUAUAGAGUCAGCUUGUCAGAAUACGGAACUCUGCAGCGCUUUUGUUUCAUAAGCUAUUGUCGUCAAAGGUAAACAAGAUGGCUGUCCAGUUGAAAUUGAUUUGUGUAUAAACGCUAAAAUGAAUUAAAGCAGAAGUUGAGUUGUCAUUGUCUAAGUUGGCGGUAAGAUGUACCAUUUAGAACAAUGAGCUGUAUUCCAUUAAAAGUCUUUGAGCGGAAGUCACUUCUAAGGAAAUUAGAUUGGAAUGUUGCUGGCAGUUACAGCUAAGUUUAGAAACUAAGCAAAAGCAUGCCAAGCACGGAAAAUCUAUUUCUCGGCGUUUUAUGUGGUUCCUGUCAGCCGUGUUCAACAAUUAAAUGACUGCAUCUCACCGACAAAGUGGCGCCUAAAGAUUUUAAAACUCUUACUUGGACCUGAGCGAACUGAAAACUCAGACGGUUCGUCCAAUUCUUCAUGUCGUCAAAUGUUGACAAGAAUUCAAUUUUUUUUUUUUUCUAAUUUACCUUUUAGUACCUCCGAAACUAAUGUAGGUUGUUGAAUCCGUGAGAAUUACAUCGUGACUCGGGUGGAUUCCACAAGUGUUUCGGUGGACAAAUGGGGUUUUCUUUAACUCAGUCUCCGCCUCCAAAACUUCUGGCCAACAUCCUACUAAGGUAUCAAAUGUUAGUGGUAGGCUCAGAGUCGGUGACCCUCUCUCUUCAUGCACAAGACACGCAAUUAUUUAGAACCCAGAAAAAACUGAUGAAUGUCUCAGCGAAGCAUCGAUAACAAUCGCUUUCAUUUUGCCGCCAAGUUUUGUCAUGCAGUUGAUUUCGGCCCCCUUGAGUUUCGCCUUUGACAUGAUAUUGAAAACGAGUUUAAUCAGCUGGAGAAAGUAGAGGCCACUUAGUGUAAAAUUUAAAAUAUUGCCUUGAACUUAUCUGGACUGUCACUAUUAAAACCCCCUGUAUACAUUCCCAACAUUUUUGUGACAAUUUAUUUACUUUUUUCUAAAUGAGCUUUUGUGACCCUCAAUUGCUGGAGCUUCGCAAAAGAAAAUUCAUUCUAGUUGGAACUGAGCAAAAUAAUAAUGCCCAAUUUCUUA
Molecule: messenger RNA, 3037 nt
Organism: Orbicella faveolata
Lineage: Eukaryota; Metazoa; Cnidaria; Anthozoa; Scleractinia; Merulinidae
Product: secreted frizzled-related protein 3-like
Biological process (GO): canonical Wnt signaling pathway; non-canonical Wnt signaling pathway
Cellular component (GO): plasma membrane
Molecular function (GO): Wnt receptor activity; Wnt-protein binding
Source: RefSeq, a predicted model, not a curated record